ACCCGUUCCCGGUACUCUUCAGCUCUGUUUUUCCCGCCCAAUCUAUCUACACCUCCAAGGGAUCGAGUUUUUCCUCCCUUCCUGUCUCUCUCGGAUUCCAUCCCUAAUGGCGGAAUCGGAAAUGCUGAUCGACGAGCCUCCGGAAACCAUCCCGUUCCAACUCCAGUUCGACAAUCCGGUGGCCUCGGAGAUCAAGCUAGCCGAAUGGAAUCCCGAGAAGGACCUGCUUGCGAUGGUCACCGAGGAGUCCAAGAUUGUUCUGCAUCGUUUCAAUUGGCAGAGGCUUUGGAUCACUUCUUUAGGGAAACCUAUUACAGCGAUAUGUUGGCGUCCUGAUGGUAAAGUGCUAGCUAUUGGCCUUGAAGAUGGAUCGGUUUCACUGCAUGAUGUUGAAAGUGGGAAGGUGUUGAAGCAGGUUAAAUUACACAUAGCAGCAAUUGUCUGUCUCAAGUGGGAAGUCGAGGAUCAAACGGGAGAGUCUGUAGGGGAUGAGAACAGAAACAUGUUCCGCUAUGAGGAUCGUACUUCACGCUUCUUUCCACCAGCCCCAAGAAUUCCUCGAAUAUCUGGGGUGGGUUCUGGGGAUCCUGGUUCAAUGGAGAACAAUGAAGAUUCAAGUCAGGAGCUGUUGAAUUUUUCACUUCAACGAUUUAAUCUUCUCUGCAGUGGAGAUAAGGAUGGAAGUGUUUGCUUCAGUAUCUUUGGGAUCUUCCCAAUAGGGAGAAUAAAUAUUGGAGACUUUGUUGUUCAUACGGGUCACCAACACAAGAAAUAUACGUGUAACUUAGCCAAUGCAUCCAUUCAGAAGAUAGCUCUUUCGAAAGAUCUAUCCCAUUUGGAAUUGCUUUGCUUCGGAGAGUUGGUUAACAGAGACUCCUUGAGUGAGGAAGCCUCUUGCUUAUACAAGGGUUCCACUCAAAAUGGAUUGCAUUAUUUACAAGUAAAUACAUCCAUAUUCUGUGAAAGGAAAAAUGAGCUCCAUCAAGUGGCACAACAAGCUUCGAACAUUCUUGAGCUCAUUGAAGUUGUUCGGUUUUCUCUAUCAUUGAUGCACAAGCAAUGGUCUGAAGUCUUGACUAUCUUUCAUGAGAAGUUCCGUUCUCUAUCUUCUUUGAUUGUUGAUCAUGGACUCGAUUCCAGUUCCCAUGAAGAGCUUCUCAGUCUUUUAUGUGGAGCCAGGACAAGCCCAGCCAUUCAUCAGUUUCUAGUGAACUCCCUUGGUGAACUGGGAUUAAAACGUGUCUCAAAAUCUUUUGAUAGUACUGGGAAAGAGAUGUAUCUGAUAAUCCGUGAACAUCUUCAGCCAGCCGUCGAAAUAAUUGGAUUUAGAGUUGGAGAACUGAGGGCCCUCUCAAGAUUUCAUGCUCGCUAUAAUACUAUUGGAUUGAAUGAAAAGCUGAUUGAUCAUUUUGAGGAAAAGGCUGGCAUGCUAUUAAUACAGGUUGAAAGAUUAUCAAGAAUUCUCUCAGUAACGUUACUUCAGUUUCAGAACUUCUUCAGUUGGCUAUCGAAGUGUAUAAAGUUAAUGUCUGAACAAAGCGAUCAGCUUCCUCAGCCAAAUAGUGAGCUCGUGGUUGUAUUCUUGAGGUCUUUGUUCAAUCACGAUCCUUUAGGGAUUCACUUGAAGUAUUCAAAGCAAUGCCCUCACAUUAAAGUUCAUGCAGCAACAAUGGAAAGGGUGGAAGAGCUUAUGAUGAUUGGAGGGUUUGCUGACCCUAAGUUUUUGCAGAGGACUCUUGUUGAAGAAUUUGACUUGUUACAGAAUAGUUGCAAGGAGGCCUUUUUAUUACCUUUGACUGUGAUUUCCCAGAAGCUCCACUGCGAAGACGUGAUGCCCCUAUACUCAUUUCCAUCAAUGUCAAGUUUUGAUUCAGCUGCUGUACCUACUUCUUUAGCGUACUACAAGAAUCUUUGUGCUGAUGUCUCUACAUGUUCAAGGUCUAGAAAUGUGGAUUAUGCAUGUUUCAGAAUACCUAAUGAAUCCCCAGACAAAACGAAUACUGUUGGUAUAGUAAGAGGCUUGUCAUGUAGUUCACAGUCUUUUGACAAAGAAGAUGCAUUGGUAGAAGCUAUUUUUUUACAUAUUCAAGAUGGAUAUCAUUGUGUAGAUCUUGCACUAUAUAAGGACUGCCAGCUUGUUCUGUUGUUGAAUGAAACUGUUGUGUCACCAAAUUCCAUGGAUAGAGCUUAUAUGAUGCUUGUAGACGUAAAAGAACUUUCAUUCUUUUCCGUUUCAAGGUUAUCAGCUGGAGAAAACAUCUGGGAAUUCUGCUACUCUAAGGGUUAUGUUAUUGACUUGGACCCGAAGGACUGGAGAGUGCGGUGUGUUCCUCAUUCUUUGGUAGCACCACUGGCUGUUAGCGCUUCUAGAGGUGUGGCAUGUCUCUUCGCACUAAGAAGACGUGCACUGGUUUAUAUAUUAGAAGAAGAUGAAGAAGAUACUUCUGACGUUGAAUAGAGUGGUAUGCUCUGAAAGGAGCCUAUUCUUCACGAAGAUUGGAGAUCCACCAUAUGGGCCAGGCAUGUUUUGCCUUCAGCCUCUUGGUUCCUUUUCCUAGCUGUGGAACAUAGAUUAGACCCCAACAGCUCGGUAUUUUCCUGGCUAGUAGGUGUCCUGCUUGUGGAUUGGGUUCAGAAUCGUCCUCCCAUUUGCUUCUUUUCUAUCCUAGAGCUAAGGAACUAUGGAAAUUUUGGUGCAGUAAGUUUCAAGAGCAAGUGCCUCUAGUAGUGAACAUCAAGGAUCUGAUCAGAAAAUGGAAGGGUAGUGGAAACUCGACCUCUCAUUCAAACCCCUGUCGCAACUGCAUAUGAGCGAUUCGUUUUAUUAUGAAGGACAUUGAAAGGUGAAGCAUGAUUAACAAAAAGACACAAUUCACUGUGUAUGACAUGCCUAAUCCGAUGGACAAUCCGGUGACAGUAAUCAACCAAUACAAAAGCACCCAAAGAAGCAAAUAGGAUCAAGGAAACGCAUGAUUGUACAGAGCCAUAUAGCAGGAAAAAGGGUCAAACCAUCAAAGAUGAUAACCAGAUUCAAACAAUGGAAAAGAUGAACUCUAAAAUUUUCGAACCAUGCUGAAACAACGGAAAGGAUCUUCUCAAAAACGUUCAAGCCAAGGCGCAAAAGGCUUCCCAAGCCACAUGACUAAAUCAACAAGAUGAAAAACAAAAGCGCUAGAGUAUUGAUCUUACGCACCGGAGCAGGCAAGUGGCAGGAGCAGGCCAGUGUGAGGGAGACGACGAGGACGAACGUGAGCGAGCAGCGGCUGCGGCUGGAAGGAAGAGGCAGAACACGAGCGAGCGGCUGGGUGAGGAACUCGUGGCAGGAAGAAAGGGGCAGAACGUGAGCGAGCAGCGGCUGCAGCUGGGUGAGGAACUCGCUGCAGGAAGGAAGAGGCAGAACACGAGCAAGCGGCUGGGUGAGGAACUCGCAGCAGGAAGAAAGGGGCAGAACGUGAGCGAGCAGCGGCUGUAGCUGGGUGAGGAGCUCGCGGCAGGAAGGAAGAGGCAGAACGUGAGCGAGCGGCUGGGUGAGGAACUCGCGGCAGGAAGGAAGAGGCAGAACGCGAGCGAGCAGCGGCUGUGGUUGGGUGAGGAACUCGCGGCAGGAAGGAAGAGGCAGAACGCGAGCGAGCGAGCCCUAACGGGCCAAAAGAAAAUUCCGGAAAUAUGUUUCCACCCCUGC
Messenger RNA from Nymphaea colorata (pocket water lily), 3682 nucleotides. Its product is annotated as anaphase-promoting complex subunit 4. The transcript has 20 exons. Gene Ontology annotation, molecular function: protein binding. The coding region runs from base 107 to 2458 and encodes 783 amino acids. The record is from RefSeq and is a predicted model, not a curated record. NCBI's taxonomy places the organism in Eukaryota, Viridiplantae, Streptophyta, Magnoliopsida, Nymphaeales, Nymphaeaceae. Gene Ontology annotation, biological process: positive regulation of mitotic metaphase/anaphase transition; anaphase-promoting complex-dependent catabolic process; protein K11-linked ubiquitination. Gene Ontology annotation, cellular component: nuclear periphery; anaphase-promoting complex.